AUGACGGUACCAAAAAAGGAUGCUUAUGAGAACCGCCUGAAGACUCUCGAUAUAGGGUUCAACGGUGUCUCAGUGUCGACUGAUCUCCGAGGGACGAUACUGCAAAUCAGUGCUUUCCACCCUAAGCACGGCAUUGUCCUUGCAGAGCCAUACGAACAAUUUGAUGGUACCAAAUUUCGAGAUACUCCAUACGUACGUGAAUAUCGCUCUCGAAUGCUAAGGUCAAUGAAGAAUGGUGUUCCUGGGUUUGGCCUGCGAUUCGAAGGCGAGGUCCAGGAUCUCCAGGUGGGUCUUGACGGUCUGGGUCGGGCGACAGUAUCCUACCGCACGGAUGGAGGUCUUGCAAUCACGGUAUUUCUGCGGGUCGGCGAGGACGGAGAGGUCGUUCAAUCCGCGGAGAUCAGGUCAUUGGCCGACUCAGCGUGCAGAGUCAGCUUCAUCAUGGACUGCGGUAUCAGUGUCAACAGAGCGUCAUAUGGACAACUCACCGAGGGUGGACCGAUUCCAAUUCCAAGAUCGGAGAACAAAUUCAACAUCAUCAGAGACAGGCAGGGCUUCGUCAUCACCAACACACCAUUAGGUGCACAUCUGAGGGGAUGGCUUGACGGCGAUGGCCAAUUAGUCGAUACACAACACACCAGCCAAGAGGAGACCUUUGUCAACUCUCCGGUCGUCAAGAAAUAUACUGGCUUUCUAGAAAUUCCGCCUCAAGGGACCCGUGUCCUAUCAGCCAAGUUUAUCUUGCAACCAGGAGUUGUCCCUCAUGCACACCGGGACACAGAGUGCCCGCAGCGAGUCGGUUUGCCGAAGCUCUGGAAGACGCGGGAAGAAGCCGGAAGGUUCAUCGUCCGCAGAAACCUAGAGUAUAUCCUUGGAAACUGCGCAAUUCCUGUGCCACAGUCCAGGCAAGCGGUCCGGUUCCUGAUCGACACCUACCUCAACCUCAAGAACUUGACUUGUCCAAGCAACGCAGAAGAAUACGCCCAGGUGAUUAAGGCGACAGUGAAAGGUCAUUUGAUCUGGAUUUUCCGGUAUGCGCAGAGGCCGCACAAGUUCUGGCACAGGUCGUACCUCACGACUGGCCGGCCCAAAGAUGGGCCGGUAUUCCAGCUUGACCAACAAUGUUAUCCGCUCCUCGAAUUAUGUGACGUGUGCGAAACGUUUCCAGAGGAGCGCGAGCUUGUUGAAGAGAUUUUGCGAUCAGACGCCGUGUCACAGGUCUUGGACUUGAUCGAGACAAAACGGGAUGCGCGAACUGGUUUGUUCCCAACGGAUGAGACGCCGGGUGACGACGCAGUGGAACAUCCCUUCCACUUCUCAAGUCACGUUUUGCUGUGGCAUUCGCUAUCAAGGCUCGCCAAGGUUGCUGCACAGUUCAUGGCAGAGUCUGCCUUUGAAGCACGCCUGGCGACUCUGGCUAUGGCUGUGCGUACAUCGACGCUCGAUCACUUCCUCUGUCCAGAGCCAGCAUCAGGAAAGCCAACCUUCUCGUAUCUGGUUGAUGGCGCCGGUCAGCAGACAUUUUACCACGAUGCUAACGACCUCCCCACCCUCUUCGCUCCUUCUUGGGGAUUCACCAAGACAGACUCCGAGAAUCAAGCGUGGCACAACACUAUGCACUUUGCCUUCUCGACGGCCAAUGAAGAUGGCUACUAUGCUGGGGGAGCAUUUGAAGGGUUAGGUAGUGUACACACGCGCAACCCCUGGACAUUGGGAUAUUUCCAACAGUGGAGGUAUUCUCAGAUGAGCGGAGACCGCCAAGCUGAAGCUAUCGCAUGGGACAAAAUAUGUGGCGUGAUGCUCUGGGAUGGCAUGUUUUCAGAAGCAGUUGACGGGCAUUCCGGCGAAGUAACCAGUAAAGCAUGGUUCAGCUGGCCAGGGUCGAUGAUUGGAAGCGGGCUGCUUGAAAAGGGCAAUCGAGAGCGGUAUCUCUGA
Messenger RNA from Cladophialophora carrionii CBS 160.54, 1935 nucleotides. RefSeq lists its product as uncharacterized. The coding region runs from base 1 to 1935 and encodes 644 amino acids. The record is from RefSeq and is a predicted model, not a curated record. Lineage: Eukaryota; Fungi; Ascomycota; Eurotiomycetes; Chaetothyriales; Herpotrichiellaceae. The transcript has 3 exons. Gene Ontology annotation, biological process: carbohydrate metabolic process.